UCAACUGACUAGCAAGUAUGUUUUUGUCUGGGGUGAUCACGUACGCAUCUGCACGCACCUAUAAAUCAGUGUUUAUUUUUAGUAGAGGCUUUGUAGAUUUUCCGAAAUACUUGUAAAUACCGUGUUCCGUAACCAAGAAAUGUAGGAAUUUACCAUAUAAUCUGAAUGUGAGAAUUCAUUCAGACCAAUUCAUGCGAAACACCCAAAUAUUGAUAUUUAAAACUGUCUCCGUAGAGAGUAAAAACGAACAGUCGGACGCAAACAUAAUCGACUAAACUACAGAGGUUCGGUAAUUCGUUUACUUAACGUUCGAGCAUAUUUACGUAUCUGUUAAUAGCGUACAAAUUAAUCCACGGAACGAAACGGAUGCCAGCCGGGAUUGAUCGUCAGUAAAUUCGAAUACGAAGUGUGACUGUUUUCCUUUUCGAAAGUAAAUGUUUUUCCUUAAAAGUGUCUCCUAUAUUUGCUGAACAAAUACAGUAUAUUAUUCGAAAUUAAACAAUACCGCGAAACGCAUAGUGCACGGCAAUCUACUCCUUAAGUCAAACCAUUGUUUUAUACUUUCUGUUGUUUCGUUCCAAUUUAACUUAUAAACCAUUUCUUCGGUUGACUUUAUUGGAAAAAUCAAAAAUAUCUUGAGAACGACUAAAAGAUUUUAGCUGCGUAUCAUAUAAAUACAUCCAACGAGAAAUCAAGUGAACUGUGCGUAUACAGAGUGUAUGAGUCCCGGCACCGUAAGACGGUGCGUCGAUUUUUCAAGUUUCUUUUAGAAAACGUUGUGCACUGAUUGUGUAAGAUGCAUAUUGUAUGCAAAUGUUUGAACGUGUCCAUAAAAUCCAGGGGCACUGAACUGCAAAAGGUCAACAUCGAUGAUAUUGAACUGACACCUCAAGAACAAACCGACGGAUUCUUUCGUCAGAAUCUAGCUACAAUAUCAGAACUCGAAGGUAUCACUAAAGAACAGCCGGGUUUAGUGGAGAUAAGAAAUGUGGGAUCAUGGGUUAUUCACCGGUGUUAUAAUUGUUCAAUGUAUACACAUGCUGUGCACAGAGACUACGGUGCAGCUUUAGUUCUUAUUAAUAAUGACAUUGUUAAUUCUCCUGAAGAAAUAAACAAAUUAAAAUCUAAUCCUGAUUAUAGUCCAAUAUUUAGAAUAGUAAUUGCUCACAAUACUUUGGAAGAACUUGAUUACCCUCAACAACCUACUAAAUUUUCUGUAUCGCAGUUACCUAAUAACGUUCAAGUAGCUUUGGGUGGUCUCCAACAGCAGCUUGAAGAAGCAGUCCAACGGAGGUCUGCAGAAAUAGAAGAUAAAAUUCGUGCUUUCACAGCAGAGCAGUAUCAAUUAUUAGAACAAUUUCGUGAACGAGCUCAUAAUGAACACAGAAUAUUAACAAGGUUAAUUUCUAAAGGAGAGGAAACAAAUAGAUUAACAAAUAAUAUAGAAACACCUCCUACAACUCCAGACAGUUUUACGAUCAGCUUAUCUACCUCUACAAAUAACAUGGUGAAUACACCGUCAAAAGUAAUAUCAAGUGAAACAAAAAUUGUUAUUGGUCCUAAUGUUAAGCAUGAAGGUGCUAAAUAUUCCCCUAAUCCUGUUGUUAAUAGUACAAUAGAUAAAAAUAAUGGAGUAUAUAUACUAUUCGGAAACAGUUACACUGAUGAACCAACUAGUUUUGAUGCAGAAGCUUUAUUUCCUCUGGAAGGAAUGGAAGAUACUAAUACUACUGAUCAUGUUCAAUCUUCAGAAGAAGAAUCUGAUACAGAUGAUUCAGGUCAAGACGAAGGUAUUCAUAUGCCUAGGGGGCAAAGAAGUGGACAUCCUACAUUGGCUAAAUCAUUACCAGUUAGUGUUCCAUCUUUUCCUUCAUUUGUGCGUAGAACAGUUCAAGAUGAAGAUGAUGAUCAGUUAUCAAGAGAUCCACAUGAUCCGCAUAAUAUUAGAGCUUCGAUUAAAGCUCUAGCUAAGAGCGUUCAUGGUGAUACAGUAUUUGGAGAUUUGCCACGUCCUCGUUUCUCUACUCAAAUCUGACUUUAAAACAAUUUCAAAGAAACAUAAUGAAUUUAUAUUAAGAAAAUAAUAUACAUAUAAAGUACCUAUUAUUCGUAAUUUGUCUUUCAGUGAAUUCUACAAGAGAUUGAUGUAUGCAAAGACAGAAUAAACAUAGAAGUUUAUAGAAGUAUUGAUAUUUCGCAUAUUUUGUAUACAUUGUAAGGUGAAAAUUAAUUCAAAUCUUGGCUUUAUUAGACUGUUGAGUUUCUUUAUAAAAUGAGAAAAUUUUUAUACCUACGUAUACGUGACGCUAUAUUAUAAAUGUGCUACACAUUUAUUACAGACCAUAUAUUGUAUGAUGUAACGAAUUAUUUAAAUUUCAAAAAUUAGUGCAACGUGAGAUUUAAUGAUGCCAUAUCUGAAAUAAAAUCGUACUAGAAACAAAGUGAAACAAAAAAACAUUUCUUAUGUAUCAAUUUAGAAACUAAGCUAUCAAAACGAUAAUUUUACUAUAGUUGUUAUUUUUACAAUGUACUAUUAUCACUAGAUGUAGAAAAAUUCAUCAUAAGUUACGCCAAUAAUCUUAAUAACAAAUUACUGUUAUAGACUGCACUCAUGUUAUACAUAAUAUUUCAACACAUUACAUCGUUUUUUAUAUGUAUUUUCUCUUCUAAACUAUUAAUUUUUUUUUUAUCAAAUAAAGGAAUUACACAUUUUUUUGUAUAGAGUAGUAUGCUUUUAUUAUUAUUAUUAUUAUUUACAUUAAAUUAUGUUUAAUUUGAUUGCGUGAAUGCACAGUCUAAUCAAAGAUUUCGAUUUUCAAUGUUAUGUUACGCAUACGAAAAUGAUUCACUUUAUAUUACUUUCAACUAUAGUACCUUACAAAUUUUGAAAAUUAGUAAUUUCAGUGUUGAUUGGUAAAUAUAUUUUAUAUCUAAUUUUCGACUAAUUCACAAUAUUUAGUUCAAUCACGAGUGAAAUUAAAAUUAUAUUGCAAGGAGUAUAUGUUAUGUUUACAAGAAAUAUUUUCAUCUAUAUAUUAUUUUUGUAUAUGAAUAUAUGAGGCGAAACUACAGAAAUGUAUGUAAAACACAAUAAUGAAUAAGAUAUUUACGUACGUUUCUGUAAAAAAAUAUGAAAUACUAAUGAACAUUACAGUAUAGAUAGUUACUUUAAUUAUACAUUUUGAAUUUGCAUCAAGCCACACGCUGUGUUACUUUUUUAUAGAUUUAUAUCAUUAGUUUUUUAGAGUUUGUAAUUUUUGUACGAAUCAACAGUAUCAUGUGAUAAGCAACAAAUUACAGAUUAGAAACAAACAAUGAAGCGAAUUAGUACAAAAAAACAUGUGGCUUUUCUAAUCGUGUAAUGCACAAUUAUAAAAUUGUAUAUCAACGUUCUACUCAUCAAAUUGUAAAAUCUAAGAAAUGCUUCUAUGAUAAAGCUUUAUGUCACGAAAAAUGAUUAAUGAGAAUAAAAUGUUGCUAUAUGAAAAGAAGAAAAUAAAAAAUCAUAAUCAUAUUACUAGUGUUUAUUUCAAGGACCAUUUAUACUCUAGAAUUGACAUAGUUUCAUAGUACCUUUUAUUUUACAAAUAAACAUGUACAAAAACUUGUUUGACACAAAAAAUCUUCUACCCACUUUUAAAAUUGUUAUUAAUUAUAAAAUGCUUUAUGGAGAUUGACAUACUGCA
Molecule: messenger RNA, 3686 nt
Organism: Nomia melanderi (Alkali bee)
Lineage: Eukaryota; Metazoa; Arthropoda; Insecta; Hymenoptera; Halictidae
Gene: PRAS40
Product: Proline-rich Akt substrate 40 kDa
Biological process (GO): negative regulation of TOR signaling; negative regulation of protein kinase activity; neurotrophin TRK receptor signaling pathway
Cellular component (GO): cytoplasm
Source: RefSeq, a predicted model, not a curated record